This is a messenger RNA of Pseudomyrmex gracilis, 1819 nucleotides long. Its product is annotated as UBX domain-containing protein 7. NCBI's taxonomy places the organism in Eukaryota, Metazoa, Arthropoda, Insecta, Hymenoptera, Formicidae. Gene Ontology annotation, cellular component: nucleus. Gene Ontology annotation, biological process: proteasome-mediated ubiquitin-dependent protein catabolic process. The record is from RefSeq and is a predicted model, not a curated record. Bases 178 to 1470 code for a protein of 430 amino acids. Gene Ontology annotation, molecular function: ubiquitin binding. The transcript is spliced from 8 exons.
CUAAUCAAUUGUUGGCAAAUUCGGUACGGUUGCAUGUGCAGCGUCGUCGAAAUCGCAGUCGAGAUUGGCUGAGAUGUCAUUGGGUCCCAUUCGGCGCGUCUUGAGAAGGCAGAUCGAGAUUUAGAGGUAUUUUUCUUGCGCGGUGAGAAAAAUCCUUCUAAAUUCCAAGAUCUCAAAAUGGAUCGCGAACUGGUAGACAAGUUUAUCGAGGUGACGGGAGAGAGCGAGGCAACUGCUCAACAGUACCUUGCACUGGCCGAUGGGAACGUCGAAAUGGCAAUCAGCUUAAUGUUUGAGGGUGGCGGCAGGGUACUGGAGCCCGAGAACGCGAAUCCUGAACCACCAGUGAGAGCUCCUAUUCUGCCCACUCAAGAAAUAUUGGUGCCACCUGAACCAGUGUGUUCAUUUCCUCGAUUGUCAAACAAUGUGUUUGAUAGAUUCAGGGAUUUUGCUGUAGAAACUCAACGACAAGAAGAAGAAAUGACUCGUAGAGUCAUGGGAACAAAACAGAUUUCUCAAAAGAAAUCAAAACGAUUGGAGGAUUUGUUUCGUCCGCCAUGUGAUAUUCUCUUUUUGGGUUCCUUCAUGGAAGCGCGAGAUCAUGCCAAGACCCUGAAUCGUUGGUUGCUAGUCAAUGUUCAAAAUCCACAAGAGUUUAGCUGUCAAAUUCUUAACAGAGAUGUGUGGUCAAAUCAGCAAAUACAAGACAUUGUAAAGGAUCAUUUUAUCCUGUGGCAAGUUUUGUCAAAUACAUCAGACGGAAGACGUUAUAUAGAUUUCUAUAAUGUUGUGGGAUAUCCCUAUUUGGCAAUUGUUGAUCCUAGAACAGGAGAAUGUAUGAAAACCUAUAACACCAUCACUGUGGAUAGUCUGAUGUCUGAUUUAAAUGAUCUGUUAAGCACACACGCAUCUCCGGAAAGCGCCACACAGGUUACAUCCAACUCUAAAGAUUGGAACAAUUUUCCCUCAACACCUCCGAAACGAAAUCCUCUAGCUGAACAAACAAAGAAUGAUUGUGGUCCUAGUAGUAAGACUUCUAGACUUAUGUCAGAAAAUAUCAUGGAUUCGGAGAAUGAUAAUGCAGCGUCUAAUGAUAUUACAAGCUCAAGUGUUCCAAGUAGCAGUAGCACUGCCAUUAAUAAAAAGAGGAAGCUGAAUGAAGGUGAAUGUGAUGAAAAAGAGAUACAAGUAGAGAAGUUACAUUCGCAUACAGCUGAAGUUGAAGGUGAUGAACCUUUCCUGCGGCUGUGCUUACGACUGCCAAGUGGUACAAAAGAAACAUUUUCAAUGCGCGCAACAAAAACCGUAGAAGAUUUUCUAAUUAAAAUGGAAGAAAUAGGAUUUCCGUCAACGGAUUAUACUUUUUUGGUUCCAUUCCCGAAGACGAACAUCGGCGCGCUGUCUUCAGACACUCGUCUUCAGGACACUAUCUUGUUCCCAACAAACACCGUAUUCAUAACGAAGAUAUAGUAAAAUAUAUCUCGCGAACAAAUGCUUCCACUGCAUACUGUUAACAUGUCUUUCAAGUGAAAAAAAUAUUCACCUGAAACCUCUCUCGAUAUUAUUCUACUAUAUUUCUACAGAUGUUUAUAAAAUUUGUGUGCUGUGUAUAGUUAAAAGUUUAGACUUGAGUUUUGUUUCUUAAAAAGAAAAAAAUUAGCGAAUGAACGUAUUAGUUAAAUGUCUCUUUUAUGUAUAGGUAUGUAGUCGCAAUUAAAAGUACGCGUCUUAUUACGCGAAUUAGACGUCGUUUUAUAAAGAUGAACGAUAAGAAGCACUGCCACACAGUGUUCAUUUCAUUAAAAAAAAAAAAAAAAAA